This is a messenger RNA of Symbiodinium sp. CCMP2592, 837 nucleotides long. Lineage: Eukaryota; Dinophyceae; Suessiales; Symbiodiniaceae. The record is from the annotation of a GenBank genome assembly.
AUGCGAACCCGAGCUGUGCCGCCUGCCCCAGCCAUCACCCUUCAGUCUCCGAGGACUUGGCGAUCUGUGCCAACGCCCCUGUGUAGCGCUUCAAGGACUUGGCUGCCCCCGGUCUGCGCCGCUGUUUGUGCUUCCGGUGCUUCACAGUGGCGAGGUGUGCAGCACGCAGCAUGGUCGCAGAGGCGUGGUGCCGGGAUUCCGUUCUUCAGACGCUCGCCCUCUGAGGGUCGCGUGGAACCCUCCAAGGAGGCACACUGGGAGCUCUCAGUCCGACUUGAUGCGCUGAGACUAAUGCAGGAGAUGCGCCUCCCGAAGUUGCAGCCAAGCUCCUUCGUGCAAGGCCUCACCAAUGCGGCCGCCGGCUGUGCCGAGUUUCAGACGGAGGACAUGGAGGGGCACUGUGCUCCGGAACAGCUGGAGUUUCUUCGCAGCUUCGUGGCCCACCGCUUUGGCAGCCCGCAGUAUGCGGGCGGCCUGAAGAUUUGCCAAAUAGGCUUCAACGCCGGUCACAGCGCUGCGGCGCUGCUGGACCAGGCACCUGAAGGCAGCGUGCUGCUGUCUCUGGACUUGUGCCGUCACGCGUACACGCGUCCGCUGGAGAAGUUCGUGGCAAAGACUGCGCAGGAGCGCGGACAGACGCACAUCCUCCUCGAGGGGGACUCGGCAGAGAUGCUUCCGAGGUUUCGCCACAUUGAGUUCGACUUGAUGUUCAUAGAUGGGAACCAUGCGUACGAGGCGGUAAAGUUGGACAUGCUCCUUUGCCUGCAGAUGGCCCUGCCGGACAGGGCUUUUGGGCUGAGGGGACAGGGGCCGCAGCUGCGUCCUGGAACACAUUAG